This is a messenger RNA of Amaranthus tricolor (Joseph's coat), 1158 nucleotides long. Its product is annotated as glycosyltransferase BC10-like. Gene Ontology annotation, cellular component: membrane. NCBI's taxonomy places the organism in Eukaryota, Viridiplantae, Streptophyta, Magnoliopsida, Caryophyllales, Amaranthaceae. The transcript is spliced from 2 exons. Gene Ontology annotation, molecular function: glycosyltransferase activity. Bases 1 to 1158 code for a protein of 385 amino acids. The record is from RefSeq and is a predicted model, not a curated record.
AUGAAGCAACUAGUAAUACAAGCCACACAUAUUCAUAAACUAGUUAAGAAAACCAAAUCUCAAUUAAGAAGCACCAUUAUAUUAACAAUUUUAGUUGCACUCUUCAUCAUAGUCCUUGGAAUGUUUGUUAAUGGUACCCUUAAAACAACAUUCUAUGCUCCAAAACAAUGCUCAUUAACACAAAGAUGCCCAUCUUCUAGCAUUAACAAAUGUGGAGAUCAAAUUGGUGAUUGGAUAGGACCAAGAGAUUUAUGGCACAAAAUGAAUGAUGAACAAGUAAUGUGGCUUGCUUCAAGGGUGCCUUAUAUUAAGGAGUAUCCUUAUAAAAGGACUCCUAAAGUGGCAUUCUUGUUCUUGACUAGAAAGAUGUUGCCAUUUGCACCGUUGUGGGAGUUGUUCUUUAAGGGACAUCAAGGUUUUUAUUCUAUUUACAUACAUACAUCAUUGGAAUAUGAAUCAUUUGAUGACCCUAUUCAAUCAUCAGUAUUCUACAAACGUAGAAUACCUAGUAAGAGUGUAGAAUGGGGAACAUCAAGCAUGAUAGAUGCAGAAAGAAGAUUACUAGCAAAUGCCCUACUUGACUUCUCAAAUGAAAGAUUCAUAUUACUAUCUGAAUCAUGCAUUCCUCUCUUCAACUUCACUACUAUCUACACCUACCUCAUCAACUCCAAACACAGCUUUGUGGGUUCAUUUGAUGAUCCAAGAAAAGUAGGAAGAGGAAGAUAUAACAACCACAUGGGUCCCACCAUUUUAUUAUCAGAUUGGAGAAAAGGAAAUCAAUGGUUUGAAGUUCAUAGAAAGCUUGGAAUUCAAAUAAUUUCAGAUGUUAUAUUUUACCCAAUUCUUAGAGAUUAUUGUAAGGGUAAGUGUUAUAUGGAUGAGCAUUAUUUGGCUACAUUAGUUACUAAAAUUGGAAAGGGUUUGAAUUCUAAUAGAAGUAUUACUUGGGUUGAUUGGUCAAAGCCUGGGUCCCACCCAACUACUUUUGUGAAGAAGGAUAUUUCACAAGUAUUUUUGAAUAGAGUUAGAGGUCAAAAUGAUUGUGUUUAUAAUGGUGUUAAGCAAUCAAUUUGUUUUCUUUUUGCUAGGAAGUUUCAUCCUAAUACACUUGAGCCCUUGCUUAGGAUUACACCUUCUUUGUUUGGGUUCAAUGGAUAA